Messenger RNA from Zootermopsis nevadensis, 3530 nucleotides. RefSeq names its product sodium-coupled monocarboxylate transporter 1. Gene Ontology annotation, biological process: sodium ion transport; transmembrane transport. Gene Ontology annotation, cellular component: membrane. Lineage: Eukaryota; Metazoa; Arthropoda; Insecta; Blattodea; Termopsidae. Gene Ontology annotation, molecular function: symporter activity. The record is from RefSeq and is a predicted model, not a curated record.
GUGUUUGGAUGCCAACCCACUCCGUUUUGUUAAAACUGAUCGUCGCAGAAGAAAAAGUAUUUGGCUAGAAACUGUAACGUUUUAAUGCUUGCGUCCUUUCAUCCUUCCGAACCCUAAUAUCCGCCACACUGACGGUGUCCCUGGUUUGCUUACAAGUACACAGUUACAUAUUCUAUUUGUCACGGAAUUCGUGAGAACAGUACCACCUGACUCGUAUCCCGUAAGCAGAGUAAAUACAAAUGGCAUUGAAACAAACUUAGUUAAUAAAGUAGCAUCUUGGCGCUGAUGCAAGAUCUCCAGCCAUGAAAAUUAAAACGACUGCAUUUGCUUCGGCCAGUAGUAAGACUUGCGAGUCAGUGACGGCCUACUCGACGCCUUUGCACCGCGUACUGUAGUAUAGUGCAUAUGCAACAUGGAAACAGUUCAGGAGGUGCGGUAUUUCUCGUGGGUAGACUACACAGUGUUUGGCGCCAUGUUACUUGGUUCUGUUGCUAUUGGCCUUUACCAUGGAUGCAACGGAAGAUUCACACGUGACAAGAACAGUGGACCAACAAGGAGCGACUCUGGAGAAUUCUUGACGGCCAAUGGGCAGAUGGGUCCAAUCCCUGUAGCAGUAUCCAUGUUGGCAGGAUUCCUGUCUUCUAUAACUCUUAUGGGUCAACCUGCAGAAGUAUAUCUGUUUGGACCACAGUUAUGGAUGUUCGGUUUAUCUAGUUUCGUCUGCAUUCCCAUCAUUGGCUAUAUCUUCAUUCCAUUCUACCAUAAAAUGCAGUACACCUCAGCUUAUAAGUAUUUUGGACAGCGUUUUAAUCGCUGGCUUCAGUUAUUUGCGUCUGCAAUGUUCUCCAUCCAAAUGGUUAUUUACUUGGCCUUAGUUCUGUAUGCACCAGCCCUUGCACUCCAGCAAGUGACUGGUCUUGAUACUAAUACUGUUGUCACCAUGAUGUAUAUUGUUGUCAUCUUAUACACAACAGUUGGAGGAAUAAAAGCCGUGAUAUGGACAGACUGUUUCCAAGUUCUGAUUCUCUACUCAUCAAUGUUUGGUGUGCUGGUGAAAGGAACUAUAGAUGUUGGCGGACUGGCCGUAGUCUGGGAACGCAAUGUUCAGUCGGGACGUUCAGAUUUCUUCAAUUGGUCCAUUGAUCCUACAGAACGGUAUACACUGUGGGGUUCCUUAAUUGGUUCUGCAUUUCUUCAUGUAUCAGUGUAUGGAGCUAAUCAGCUGCAAGUUCAGAGGUAUCGCACAGUGGCCACAAUUGAGCAAGCACGCCAGAUGAUUUGGAUCAACACUUUUGGUUGGACUGUGGUGGUGAUUCUUACAGUAUACGCAGGGAUGCUGAUAUUUGCACGAUACUAUGACUGUGAUCCUCUUUCAAGUGGUGUUCUGAGUAAACCAGACCAACUGUUUCCUCUGUAUGUCAUGGACUCACUAGGAGACUAUGUUGGUUUCCCAGGUCUUUUUGUGGCAGGAAUAUUCAGUGCAGGCUUGAGUACUGUGUCAACAGGUCUGAACUCAUUAGCUGCCAUAUGGUGGGCUGAAUUAGAUGAAACUGCAUUGAAAGAAUCUCUCUCUCAGCGCAGAUCUGGACUUACUGUCAAAUUCCUGGCGCUGUUCUUUGGAUUGCUCUCUUAUGCACUGGUAUAUGUUGUGCCAUAUAUGGGAGGCCUAGUUCCUGUUGCCAUUUCUUUGUCAAGUUUUUUCUCAGGCUCUUUCUUGGGAUUAUUUAUAUUGGGAAUUUUUGUUCCAUGGGCAAAUACUGCUGGCGCAGCGUGUGGCCUGACAGUCGGAAUUGGAGCUGUUGGUUGGCUGGCUGUUGGAGCCCAAAUGAUGUCAGACAAGGGUCAGGCAAUUUACACACCUCUGCCACUAUCAACUGAGGGUUGCUCCAUUGUGAACACAACAGUGUUAGCAGAUGACAGCAAGCCCAUUCAGCUUGCAUUUGUUUUGUAUCGAGUGUCAUUCUUGUGGUAUUCUCUGUUGUCCCUUGUUCUAACUGUGGGAGUCGGAAUGCUGAUCAGCUUUCUGUAUAGCUUGCUAUUAAGGAAACCUGAAGACAAAAUGAAAAGCCAGACACACAGUACUCCUGUGCUCAAGCUAACAACAGCUGUCACGAACAUCAGCAUGAAUCCAGGAGCAUGCAAGUUGCUUCUGAAUGAAGCAGAGAUGAAGGAUGAGAAUGCAGUAAAGGUGACAAUACAAGACAAGAAUGGGACUGACAACUUUGGAUUUAUACCAGACACUAAAGAACAUGCCAGUAUUUCAAACAAAUGUGAGGAAGUUCAUUGACCUAACAUACACAAAUAAUUUUAAUUGGCAUUAACCUUGUCAUAAGGUAAGGGUCCUUCAUAUUAGUUUGAGUGUGCAUAACAGCUGCUUAAACAAGGGAGUGCUAUAGCAAUAAUUUUAGACAGAGAAAGUGAUUAAAUGUUCAAUUAGAGCUCAUGAUUAACAAUUUGGCAGCUCUAGUUUCCCAUCUUAGAAUUUCAGCUUCUUGCAGUAUGAAAUAUUACAUUUCUCCUUAAAAACAUGUAUAAGCUACAGUAAUAUUACAUUUAGCCAUUUUUAUUUUAAAAUGUCUUAAUACAUUUACAUCAUACUAAUGAAAAGUGUCAAAUAAGUAACUUCACCUAUUCAGAGAUUUCUUUCCACCAAAUAAAUCCAGAAAAGUUUAUAACCACAUUAUCUCAUGUAUAGAAUGCAAAGUGUAAUGUGUUAUACUAUGUUAUGCAAUUCACGGCCUUAAUAUACAAUUUUAAGAAACAAAAGGUAGGAAACUGCAGGUUUGGCAUUAAUGGAAUUUUACAUGAAAAUCUGUACUGUGCAUUGUAUUGCUGCAUCACAUAGAGUUAAGUGCACGUUGCAGGACUGAUGCUCAUUUGCUUAUGGAAAUACAUUCUUGGCACUUAAUGCAGAAAAAUAACACAUGUUUUAGAUUUUUUGUAAGCCAGCACAUAUUCCACCCUACAAUGAUGUCUCUGUAUCCAGUAUGCUUCUGUUUUACUGUAGAUUACUUUGACACUUGUUUUCUGAAGAAGUCUGAAACCAGUAAAUAUUUUUUCACUUCAGUGUUUGAGCUUACACCUGUUGCAACAUCCUUCAUUAUGAUGAUGUUAUUAACUCAACCAUUCUGUUUACACACUGAACAUUUAAAAAAUCCUUUGCUGCUUAGCUGGGAGGCUGGAUCAACUUUUGAGCCUAAAUAAAUUAAAAAAAACUUAUUUCAGACAGUAACACCAAGCACCUACAGUCACAGUACAAUAAACAUAUUUUAAGAUAUGUCUUACCCACAUAUUUAACUUGUUGAAGCAGCAUAUGGGAUUACUUAAGAGCUUUUGAAUAUUAGUCAUAUGAUACAUUUCAAAAGAACUUCCUUUUACAAUGGUGUAUGAGAUCUUUCAAAACUUUUUGAUUUUUUCUGUUAUGCUUUAUGUUAUGUUUUAUGCUGAUUUCUGUAAUUUUGUUUCACUAUUAUUUGUUUUUGUUUGUUUUAUUUGUUUGAUAUUUCAAUAAAGUUAAUAUUUUUUCCUCA